This is a messenger RNA of Plodia interpunctella (Indianmeal moth), 5275 nucleotides long. RefSeq names its product Kua (gene Kua). Gene Ontology annotation, molecular function: oxidoreductase activity. Lineage: Eukaryota; Metazoa; Arthropoda; Insecta; Lepidoptera; Pyralidae. The transcript has 6 exons. The record is from RefSeq and is a predicted model, not a curated record. The coding region runs from base 321 to 1265 and encodes 314 amino acids.
UUUAUUUUUUUAAACUAAGUAUAAAACUGGACUGGAUUGAAACAUGUUUGGAUCCAGUAGUUGGAUCAACGUAAUCGACCUUUAUCAUUACAAACAAACUCAAUCAACAAUACCUAGUUACUUACCAUUUGUACAUAUUGAAGUUGCAGUGCAGUGUAUUAUUUUGAUUGUAAUAUAUCAAUAACUUGGCGGAAACAUAGUAAACAGAAAGGGAUAAAAAUUGCUUAUAGUCGCUAUACAUGUUUAUUAAUUUAUAUUAUCCGUCCUGUCCUGGAACGAUAACAUUUAAUUUAUUGUUGACUUUAGGAUUUUGAUCAAAUAUGGGUUUACCUUUGCCAAUACCACCUUGCGCAAAAAGAGAUGGUAAUGUUGGAUUGGGCUGUGAACGCUUUGAAUAUGCAAGUAGUAUGGCGACUACUUUAUUAGCACCUGUCAAAACAGAGAGACAGAUUUUGGAACAUUCCAUGUAUGAAGAUGACCCAAAUGCUAAUACACAAUUACCAAGUGAGGUAGGGUCACAACCACGUUGGGGUCCUAGGCACCGUGGAGCACAAGAGCUUGCAGAACUUUAUAGUCCAGGCAAAAGACUUCAGGAAUGGGUAUGCGUGGUGGCUUGCUGUACAUUAUGCAUCUGUGCAGGCAUUCUGAUGGCCCGACAUAUUCGGGCGGAUGCCUCUUUACUAUUAGCCGCCGUUGCUGGUGUUCUUACCGCCGAUUUCGCUUCGGGCGUGGUGCACUGGGCUGCGGAUACAUGGGGAGCUGUUGAUUUACCUGUGAUUGGCAAAAAUUUUUUACGUCCAUUUCGUGAGCACCACAUCGAUCCCACCUCAAUUACACGACAUGAUUUUGUGGAGACCAAUGGUGAUAACUUUGCCAUUACUAUACCGGUCCUUGUGCGUAUUGUGUGGCAAUUGUCGACAUACGAUAAUGCCAGUAUUGAUAAGGAAUUUCACUGGAUAUCGUAUUGGUAUUUGUGUUGCAUCUUCGUAGCUAUGACAAAUCAGAUUCAUAAAUGGUCUCAUACCUAUUUUGGCUUGCCGUCAUGGGUGGUGCUAUUACAAGAAUGGCACAUAGUAUUACCUCGUAAACAUCAUCGCAUUCAUCACGUGGCGCCGCACGAGACUUACUUCUGUAUCACUACUGGUUGGCUAAACUACCCUCUUGAAAAACUACGGUUCUGGUCCACUUUAGAAUCAAUAAUUCAAGCUGUGACUGGAUGCAAACCACGUGCUGAUGACAUGAAGUGGGCACAAAAACGUUCCUAGGACAUUGUUUUCGAUAUUAGAAGACAAAUAUCACACUGCGCUAUAAUACUUAUAUUAAGUUACCACACAUCCCGUAUAUAUAUAUAUAUACGGGACGGGAAGUCCCAUAGUGGUUACUGAAAGUUAUGUAAUCUCGAGUUCGACAUCGGAAUCGUCUUGUUUUUGUGUAAACAACAUUUAGCAAUUAUUAAGUUUGUAUUAUAAUAGAUAGUUAAUGGGUAGAUGGAAAGCUGUGAAAUUUUAGAGAAUAAGAUAUAAUAAUAAUGUUCAACAAAUUUUUAAUAGAUAUGUACUGUAAUGGUCAUGAGCAGAUUGAUCUAAGAUGUCAAUAGACAAGUAACAUAUUUAUUACAGCGUAGUGUGACAAUAUAAAAUAAUGAGAAUUCUUCGCAAAUCACAGCGCAGAUGAAGGCACCAACAUAAUGGAGCUAUAGAUAAUACCAGUAUUACUUUUGCUAUGUCUUAUUAUGCUUUGGGGACUCCAGAGUCCCCACUCCCAAAAACUUUUUGAUGCAAGCAAGAUAUACAUUAUAUUUCUAUCUUUUUUAUCAUUGUGUAGUAUACGAGUAUAUGUUAUGGCUAAACUACGAAGUGAGAAUUAGUUUUAUAGACUCAACCCAAUGGGCUAGUUGACAAUUUUUUGUUUUCAUGACUAUUUGAAGAUGUUGAAAAAUUACUGUGGUAAUGACAUUGCUUUAACAGAAAUGACAAAAAUAAAACCACAUAUUUUUGGACUCUUCCAAACGCUCCAUACUGUGUGACACAUAGAAGUGAAGUCACAACGUGGUAAUAUCUUCGCAACAAAGCUAUGUUUAUUCAACCGCUACAUAUUUGAUGGAAGUUGUAAUUAUGCAUGAGAUACUGUACCUAUUUUUUUUAUUUAUUAAUUAGGCAAAUGUCGUAUAGCACUAUGUCACUAUAUCACUCGAAAGAAAGUACAAGUUACUAUUACGGCCGUCGAUUCCGUUUCGGGCCUCAACAUACACCCCACAGAAAAUAUACACCCUAAUUGGAAACUGUUACUUUCGUUUCUUGGUGUACUAUUCUUGUCUAUUGUGUUACUAUUGAUGAAAAAUUGUCAUCGUCAAAUUAAUUAUCUUUAUUGCAAUAACCGUGUGGUUCUUAGAUAUAGAUAGUUGCUAUAUACUCUUAGUACAUUAUAUCUUACUAAAUUGUGAGGAUGUAAGUAUGGAUGUAAUGUAAGGUUUUCAUUUUACAUCAAUUCGAAAUCUAAUAGAAGAAUUUUAAUGACAUGAUACAACUACCUAAUAUGUGUAUCACAGAUUAAGAACAUUACAUGUUAAUGUCACAGAUGGGUACUUAUGUUCUUAAAUCUGUGAUGUGUUUACAACAUGGAUUAGUACGUACUUCGUCGGAGUACCUACUAAUUCCAUGGUUUAAGUGUGCCAUACUGACAGCUGUCAUUUUUUGUCAUUUUCAGAAAAACCACUUUCGAAAUAGAUUCAGUAAAAGAAUUCUAUUUCAUCUAGUUUUUGUUAUUAAAAUAUAUACACACACACUACAAUAGAUACUAUGAGGUAAUUUGAUGAUAGCGCGUACUCUUGGUAACCGAAUGGGAACUGAAUAUGAUAAUAAAUAAGUCGGCAAUUAUGUGAAUAAUUGCAGACUUAUUUAAGACUCUACUGGUACAACUAAGGUACACAAACAUUUUCAAUAUUGUUGCAAUUUACGACCAAAAAUAUCUUCUACGCAAUCGUGGUUCGAGUUUAAAGAAAAAAGGAAGGAUUUUGUGGUUUAUCCUGAAAAUAAUAACACUAUUUUAGGUUAUGUUCUGUUCAACAGUGGUCAUAAACUGAUAUAAACUCGAUUUUGACUGAUGAUCUUACCUGUAUGAAGUCCAUAUUUUUAUAAGUCUUCACGUGUGAAGUGUUCCGAGCUUGUUUUCGACCGUUUACUGGCGCGAAAAUUUUACAGCGUGAGACGUAUCCCAUAGCUUUCGAAGUUUUUUUAUCUUAUGGAAAACGAUUUUUCUCAAUCCCAAUAUGUCGGCACCCGAAUAUGCUAGAGUGUUGUAUAUUUUCACAAACGAAUGCCUACAUAGUGAAAGGAUUAAUAAAGUACUCUAAAAUAAACGUUUUAGUCGACAUAGCAAAAGGCGGUACAUAACAUGCAGUGCUGUACUCUGGCGGGAUAAAUGUGCGGUAAUACUCCCUAUUGUGUGAUUUGCUGUACUGCACAAUGCUAGCUCGUUCAAAAAGUACAGAUAAAAAUCAUUUGUACAUUAGUCAAAUGGAAAACAGUAAAACAAUUAUAUUUCUUCAGUUAGGCAAAGUCCCGUCGUGAAGUCAUAAAUACAAAUAAAAUAUUUUUAGUUUUUAUAGAUUUUCCCAAAGGUUUUUAAUGAUAACCCAUGAAUCACUAAAUAGUUCUGUAAAAGAAAAAUAAUCAAAAUAAUAAAUACCAUUUCAAAAUUCAAAUUGUAAAGUUUUGACCCUUAGUUCGCGCACGGCCCGUCCGAUCGAACUGCGAUGUGAUCCCGUUGUUGUUCAUUGUUUUUAAUCUCUAAGCUCGAAGGCUUUAGGGCUAUCCACACAUUUCCGGGAACCCGGAAAAGUGUGGGAGUUCUAUCAACCUUUCGAUGAUCAUUUUGUACCUACUUACUUACGUCCGUGCCUCACAGCGAGCUCCGGGACACAGACGAUCCGUGGGCGAAGUGCGGGUUAGCAUUUCACUUCUCACCAUCGAAUCGAUUCGAAAUAAGACACAGCGAACUCCUCAGGAUGCGCCUGACACGGAGCUGUGUGAACAAGUUCAUACAGAUUGUUCUUACGUGACCGAUUUUUUGCCGUCCCUGACGGAACACGGUAGUUGAGUAGGUACAAAAAAACACCUGGUUAAUAGAACUUGUUCGACAGAAUAAUAUACUUUACGAUCUAUACUAUUGCAAUAAUUUCGAAUUCUUCUCCAUUAAAUAAAGACAUCGUGUUGGUAUGCGUAUUGCAGCUAAAGAAACAUUACACUGAUACCGAUUUCCCUGAUAUGUGUGAAUGCGGGUGACGGAAUGGCACGUCCCUGACGAGAACACUAAAACUGAUAACUCGGAACACGGAUAGUCCUGACCCGGAAAUGUGUCGAUAGCGCUUUAAAGUAUUAUUUUUCACUACAAUGUUUUUCCGUUUUCUGUCAGGUCAGAUCAGACAGACUGAUUCAAUGUUGGCAACAUUUAUGAAAUAUCCGAAUUCUGCGGAAAAUCGUAGACAGAAUUUACUUUUCUUCUUGGCUGAAUGAAAAUGUUCUUCUUGGCUGAAUGAAAAUGUUCUUCUUGGCUGAAUGAAAAUGCCGACUAUAUUAGCACACAUAGCGCUCAUGGGCGCAUCACAGAGUUACCUCUUUCAAGAACAACUAAAAAACUAUUAGUCUCCAAUCUCCAUAUCGACCUUGAAAAUCAUCAAUAGUAUCCAUAGAUCUACCGAAUGAGGCAAUAGGUACCUACAAUCUAUCGAGUGAGCUCUAUGCUAAUAAGGUUAACAUUGUUGAAUCGCAAAGAAUAAUACUUAUUAUUUCGUUAGUAUUGCCUCAUUCUGAGGUAUCAAUAGUAUCACAAUACUUAUUUAGUACAAAAUAGUCAACUAUCGACAGUUAUUGGUCUAUCAGCAACACUAUUAGUGCUCCAUUUGCUAAUACUGCACUUAAUACAGGGAUAACGCAGAUUUUAAUGUAGGUUUGCAUGGAUUGUAUUUAAUUAUACUAUAGGCAAACUGCUGUAUUUUCGUGUAAAAAGACUACAUUCCCUGUGUUAAUUUAAUUAUUUAGCCUAGUGCUUACAAGGUAUUAAGGUGCUAAUUCAAUAAUGUAAUCAUUUAUACUGUGAAUUAAAGAUAGAAACUGUAAACUACCUAUUUUAGCAGAGGAAAGAUACAAAUAACAAUAUUGAAUACGUCUAUACAAUACAUAAUGUAUGUGUUUCUGAAAAUUUAUUCUAAACGCAAAUUAUGAUUAAGUAUUUUAAAAAUAUGAAAUUAUAUUUUCAAAUACAGCCAUUGUUUAUU